ACGCUGGUGCAUCGAUGCCGCUGCAACAGUACGACGACGCCGCCACGGCUGGACGUCGACGCCACGACAACGCGACGAGGGCGCCAUGGCAGCAGCGUCGAGACUGCCGCGGCAGCAUGACGCGGCCGGCGGCACGACAACGCCGCCACAGCAGCACGACGCGGCCGCCAUGCCAGCGUGAGAGAGAGAGAGAGAGAGAGAGAGAGAGAGAGAGAGAGAGAGAGAGAGAGAGAGAGAGAGAGAGAGAGAGAGAGAGAGAGAGAGAGAGAGAGAGAGAUAGAGAGAGAGAGAGAGAGAGAGAGAGAGAGAGAGAGAGAGAGAGAGAGAGAGAGAGCGAGAGAGAGAGAGAGAGAGGGAGAGAGAGAGAGAGAGAGAGAGAGAGAGAGAGAGAGAGAGAGAGAGAGAGAGAGAGAGGAAGAGUGCACGACGGAAACAUGGGAUGAAG
This is a messenger RNA of Closterium sp. NIES-67, 445 nucleotides long. NCBI's taxonomy places the organism in Eukaryota, Viridiplantae, Streptophyta, Zygnematophyceae, Desmidiales, Closteriaceae. The record is from the annotation of a GenBank genome assembly.